CGAGGAGCAGUCUUCUGAGGAGCAAGAUCUGGAAGCGGACCGCGGUGAGAUAUACACAACUCGCAUCGCCAAGCGUGCCGGCAGUGCUCCUGUUCACAAGUAAACUGAGCAUAUCCACGUGACGUCCAGGCACUCGGGCGCGCGCGCACGACCUCUGCGAAGCGCAAGGGGGAGCAAGACCGUGCUCCAAGCACGGUCGGCCGAUCUCCGAACGCAAAUUCUCGUUAGCCUGAGAAAGCCACCGUCGCGUCGGCGAUUGCCUGAGCGCGAAUUCGCAACCUAGCGUCUCGCUUGUUGCUGUCCCUCAACGGGGCGCCUGGGCGCGUUGCGCAGCCGAGAAGGAGGGCACUGGUGGCUCCUCGACGCACGUCCUGUCGCUGCUCCCGCGUCGCGGAGGCCGUGAGCCUGAAGGGUGCUCACCGCUGAACCCAACUCUGAACCUCGCGGGCCGGCCCUCCGGCACCACUGGCACCCUUCAAGCAGCUAGGAGGGCGCGUCGUAUGCGCGCUCCCUGUGCGCGGUGGCGUGCGCGACGUCUGCGCGCCCCCCACGGGCGAAUUCGCAUGCACUGAAAACCUUCAGACUCGCCCGCGGCAGCCCCGAUCCCCCUGGUGCCCUCACACCCUGCGGCUUCCGAUACGGCCGAUCCUCGCGAGGAACGCGUCACGGGCGCCCAUGGCCGCCAGCUCCUCCUCCGACCCGGAGCGGCGGGGCACCGUGGCCUCUUGCUGCGCACGGCCCUCUGGCCUGCAGCCGCGCCCGCCCAGCAGCACCGGGAGAGCCCCCCGGGGCUGCGCGGCCCCGAGCGCCGCCGAAGCCUGGCCCUGCGAGCCGCCCCCGGCUGCCCCGCAGCACCCCCCGGCCGCCGCCUCCGCGAAGGCGACCCUCCUCUCGCCGCGGGGGCCCGCGGCCUCGGAGAAGAACGACGGACCCCCGUCGGCCCCGGGCGUGGCGGCACCCAUCGAUAGGGGAAACGAACGCGCCCCGGGGUCGCGGCGCCCGCGGAGCGCGCUGGCGUCUUGGGCGUGAGGGCCUCCAGGGAGCGGGCCGGCGUGCGGGGCGUCUUCGGGGUGCGCUCCCCCAGGGCGGCCGCGCAGGCCGCGGCUGGGCCCGCGGUCCUCGGCGUCACCGCGGGCCCCAGGGACAGCCUGGAGCCGGCGGCGGCGGAGCGGGCGACGGCCGCACCAAAGGUGCGCAUCGGUGCGGCCAUCGCCAGUGGAGUCGGCGCGGGUGCGCGCGAGCGCGGGGAGGAGCCUCAGGCGAGGACAGCGCAGCCCCACCCCCUCGCCCUCCAGCCAGGAGCCACGCUCCCGACCCGAGGAUCCCGGGGCUCGGGCGUGUGGGUCCUGGCUGUGGGUGGGGGGGGGUCGUGCUGUCCGCGCAUGGGGCGGGGGGCGAUCUUGGUC
Prorocentrum cordatum is the source of this 1406-nucleotide messenger RNA. Lineage: Eukaryota; Dinophyceae; Prorocentrales; Prorocentraceae. The record is from the annotation of a GenBank genome assembly.